Messenger RNA from Macrosteles quadrilineatus (aster leafhopper), 5933 nucleotides. It is a transcript of the gene Ccz1, whose product is annotated as vacuolar fusion protein CCZ1 homolog. Bases 161 to 1552 code for a protein of 463 amino acids. The transcript has 10 exons. Gene Ontology annotation, biological process: vesicle-mediated transport. The record is from RefSeq and is a predicted model, not a curated record. Gene Ontology annotation, cellular component: intracellular membrane-bounded organelle; Mon1-Ccz1 complex. NCBI's taxonomy places the organism in Eukaryota, Metazoa, Arthropoda, Insecta, Hemiptera, Cicadellidae.
UAAACUAAAGUUUAUAUUUACAUUUACACAAUUUGAUAGGGUUAAAGUGUCAUUUACUUAGUUGAAUCAUUAUGGUAUUUUGGUAAACAGUAUUAAACGUAUUUAUCAACAGGUAUCAAGUAUCAACAUCUCUUUGUUUAAUUUCUGAAAUCAGAAUGAAAUGAUGUCUGAUUUGUCUUUAAAAUACUUUUAUGUAUACAAUGAUUCCUACGGCAAUGUUGAGGGUGAAGAGGAUCAGAAGAUCAUGUAUUACUUUCCACCAAAAGUUAACAUUGACGAGAAAAUGAAAAAUGUUGGUCUUAGUGAAGCAAUAAUUAAAUUUACAGAAACAUUCAACCCAACACAACCGUGCGAGAGUCUUCACACCGAGAAAACUAGGCAUUACUACUACAAUCCCGAGCCAGACUUCUAUCUUGUUAUGGUUGUAAAUGUCCCUACAGAAACUAGUAUAGAGGGUACAAAGUAUCACGGAGAAGAUGUCCAGGAUAGUGUAUGUCUAGCUGUUGUCAGACAGGCUUACCACAUGUACAGACUGUUCCACAACACGCUUACCGACACAUUAGAGUCCAACAGCAGGGAUACCACCCAUCUCAAACAAAAACUGGAGCUGUAUUUUAACACGUAUCUGACGACACUGAACCUACAAAACUGUGAUAUCAUGGAUGUAUUUCAAGGUGUGAAGUUCCUACCACUAGAUAAGCAAACAUUCCUUCACAUUCAGUGUUUUGUCAAUCUACUAGAGGCAACGUUUCCUGUCGUUGAAUUUACCUCGUUCUUCUAUAAUGAUAGUCUAAUAUGGAGUGGUCUGGAACCAGAGGAUAUGCAAGUGGUUUACCGUUAUCUAGUCUCUAGCGUCUUGUCAGAAAAAAUAUUGGAAUCAGACGUUUACAACGGCAUUCUACAAACAACUCCUAUUAGUAGUUAUGGAAGGUUUUUGACGGGCCCAGAGAAUGUCCACAGUAACACCAACAGUGUAGGGAAGGUACCAAAAGUAUUUCUUAGUCAGAUAAAGCCUCUACCAGCUAUGUACCACCUGGUAGUAUACAGGCUGGGCUGUUGCGUCGUCUGUUUGUUUAUACCAGAGUAUGAACAACUGACGAUGGAGAUGUUCCGCAAGUGGGACACGUUUCUCGGCCCCCGACUGACCAAGUUGGUCCCUGAAGUGUCGUCUGUCAAGCGUUCACAAGCUAACGCUGCGGCUACCUCAGCGGAUACUGUCAACAGGUUUGUCUACUUCAACAGGAUGAACUUGGCUACCAAGAGUACAAUACAUUGUAACGGAAAACUGAGUUCUGACGUCACUGUUAGCCCUCAGGUCCUCCGGCUGUUGGCUGAGAUCAACGCUCAGCACGCAAGGUUGUCAGCGGCUGGUAGUUCAUCAGCGGAAACAAUUGUGAAAACGACGAUGGACCAUUGGGUAGUGGGAAAACUGUCCAACGCUAGGGAGUUUUUUGUGGUGAUCCAACAGAAAAAUGCAAACCUCAUUGAAAUCAGUGAUGAAGUGAAAAGAAUCAGUGAAAACGAGUUGAAAAAUAUAUACUUCAACGUCUAGUCAGCGUAAUUUUUAUGAGUUUUAAUUUCUUGUCUUUCCCUUUUAUAACAAGUGUUCAAUAAGGCUAUUUAGUUUAUUUAAAAAGUUAUUAAUGAAAGAAUACUUUUUAAAUAUCACACAAUAUUAAAUGGCUUAAACUGAGAUAAGACACCACAUAAUGCAGGGUAAAAUGGUAAAAGACAUUUUUAGAAUUGUUUUAGUUUGGAAGUCUGCUGUGAGAAAGUACUGGUUUAAGGUAUAUUUGUACUUUUUGAUAGAAUGUUAAUGUUAGAUACAUACAAUACUAGAAAUAAUUCCUAGAUUAAACAUGCUCCCUUAUAAAUUUUUAACCCUAAGAAUCAACUAAAGACAAUUGUAAUGUAGGUUUUGUCCUUGUAAAUGUUACAUUUUUCCUUCUUAACUAUCAAUAUAUCACCAGAUUUAAAAUUAGGAAAAAAACAAAGUAAAUAUAUUUGUUGGCUAUCACUUACCCCUGGUAAUACAAUCAAAGAAAAAGCACUUGCAUAAAAUUUGUACAGAAAUAAGAGAAAAACAUUCAAGGUAACCCGGACAUGUAUAUAGUACGCAAAACACUCGCUAAAUAGAAGUCAGCUGGCUUAGGAUUUUGGAAAUCCUGAAAUAAUAAAAUUACUAUUAUUGAAAUCCGUCCCAAAUUGACUGUUAUCUCAAAGAGAGGCUGAAAUAAAGUCAUAAGACCUAUUGCUGGAUCUGAGUCAGUAACAAAGCUACUCAGAUCACCUCACACCAAAGUUCUAUACUCAUCCUUCACCCAUACUUGGUUUGAAAUACACACCUUGGUGGCGUCCCCAUCUUAAUUAAUUUAUAAUUGAUAAUGGAUGAAUAUAGUCGAUAAUAAUAUUUUGUGUUUUUUUUAUUUCUCUGAUUUUGGUGCAGUGACCCUUUAUUAAGAGUCCUUGGAGGAUAGCGGACAUCUUGGAUGAUUUCAAACAACUGCUAAAUAGUUAAUUACAAUCCAAAAAUAGUUUUUCAAACACCAAAGUAAUCAUAAUUUAAAUAUCUUGUAUACUAUGAGAUUAAAAAUUGUCUUUGUUGUUUUGAAUUGAUUUCCAAGGGAGAUCAUGGAAGCCAGCGGCCAUCUUGGAAUUCCCCCUAUAAGAGCAAUGUUAAUUUUCUUAUUACUAAACAGAUGCUGAAGAGCUAUUUACCGUCUCAAAAUAUUUGUUCUUCAAAUACCAAAGUGAUUCUAAUUUAAAUAUCUAGUAUACUGAGACAUUUAAAAAACUUUGUAUUUUUUAAAUUGUUUUAUGAGUUAAAACGUCUAGACUCCAAGGACUCUUAACCUUCAGUGAAAAAGUAAAAUGGCCCUGGGUCUAGGUCCUAUCAAGCCACCUACGGUAAUAUCUACUUCAUAAUAGGAAAAUUUGCCAAAAAUCAUAAACCAGAAUAUUUUUGUAAUAUACGGUAGAGUAAAAUAAAAACUAUUACUUGUCAGAAAAAUAUAGAACUGUCAUUAAUGAUAUGCAAUAAUAAUAGACAUUAAGCCAAACUUGUCUCAAUGCAGCAAAAUAAAAUUAGACUUGUGCUUCCGCAAUUGAAUAAAAAAAGGCAAUAACAGAGACUUUGUAUAGGCCUAUAAUAAUAACAACCUUUAAAAAAAAACUCUCAUGGGCUUAUUUUAAAUUUUAAAACGCCAACAGUAGUUGUAUACAAAAAUACAAUGGGGUCAAGUGGCUAAUGUGGACUGUAUUGGUGGAAAAUGUAAAACAAUACUUAAUUUAGUACAAUUUUUGGAUACAAUUCAUAAAUGGAAGUGAGCAACUUUGUACCACAACACUAACUAGCAGUUUUCAACACAAAAUGGAGGACAAAAAUAUGUUGACUGCUAGCAAACUUUGCCAAACAAGUUAGGGAAUCCUUUUUCUGCAUUCCAGUCCUUACAUAUUGCUUCCUAACUGGUAUCUUCUUUCAUCACCUACGAUAAGGUAGCUAUCUAUUACCACAGUACAGCUCGUGACACAUAAGCUGGCACUUGGGCUCGGUGUGGGUUGUUUUGACGAGAGGUUGGAGAUAAAGAAAAGGCUGAACUGCAAACAUUUCCGCUGACUCAAGGGGUGUAUGUCCGUGUUUCUUGUACUUGAGCACCUUAACAAUGGGUCGCAAGGACAGUUGACGCAUCCCGAAUGAUGGCACAUAAUGUUUUUGAGCGACGGUCAAGUGCCAGCUUCCAUUUCACAAGCUGUACCAUGUCUUUUUAAUAUAAAAUGUUAUAAUAGAUUUUUGUAAAUAAUGUACAUACUAAUGUUAAUGAUUCAACCAAUUAACUUGGGUACAUAAUACUAUAUAUACUUGUACUGAAUGUUGUCAUUAUUGUUUAAAUCCUGUUAAUAUACCAAAAUUGUACAUAAUAUAUCUCUAGUAACUAUGUUUUACUUUAAUUAUCAAUGUUAGACUUUAUAAAUCAGGUUAACAUGUAACUUGGUAUGGGAUUUUAAAUUGUAUACUUAUACUUGUUUCUUAAUGGUUAUAUUAGAGUCUUGAUGAUGACCUAAUGCUGCCGUGGACAGGUUAAGUGGAAAGAUAAGAUAAUAUUGAAAACAUGUUUUAAAACCAUUGUAAACAUUAUUAGAAUCAUCAGAUUAUAACAUUUAUCCAAUGCCAGUUGUUAUGUUCAAAGGCUUAAGAGUCCUAACUCGUAAAGAACUACAAAGAAAAUCCCUAAUCUCACAGUUUACUAGAUAUUUAAAUUACAAUCACUCUAGUGUUUGAAAACCUUAUUUCGAGAUGGUAAAUAACUCUUCAGCGAUGGUUUGAAAUUAACAAAAUUAACAUUCCACUUAUGGCGGGCAAAUCUAAGAUGGCCGCUAGCCUCCAAGGACUCUUAACAUGCAUCUUCUAUUGAAACCAGUAACAUUUUAUAAUUUAUAUUUUGUUGAUACCAUCAUCACAAUUUUUUUUACAACUUACAAAAAAAUCACUUCUGUAUCUGUCAAAUAUAAGUAUAAUGUUAUGGAUUUCACUCAGUCACAGGUCUUAUUUCAUCCGAAAAAUGAGACGUGAGGAUUAUCAAAUUAGCAUGCAGGUAGGAGAAAUGAGUGGCUGCCGGCUGUGAUGAGCCCUAGUAGCGUGCGCAAUUAAUUAAAUGUUAGUUGAUAUCAAUGAUAUCCGUGACAAUACGUCUUUGUAUGAGAAAUGUUUCUAUACUAACACAAUCCAAAUAAGCUUUUAAUUUUUUUUCUAGCGUGUACCGUUUCUUAGAAAAAGUUAGUUUACACAAUUAACAGCAAAAACUUUCUGGGCGAAAGAAAAAAGCUACAAAUUAAUUUACCAUAUAUGUAUGUAUAUCGUAUCGUAUUAAAGUUUGAUAAAGUUCUGGCGUUUGGUUUACAAUGUACGAAUUUUCAAAGUCACAAGAUAGUUUCUGAAAUUCUUUAUACAAAUCUCUCCUUUAUAUUCUGACUGUCAUAUUAAUUUUGGUGAAAGAGCUAACAAAUAUUAAUUUUUAGAUGAAUACAAAGAAUAAAACGAAGACAAUUUUUAUGUACUCCAUGUUUUUCUAAUUAGUUUAGUAACUUUUCUGUAAAGCUCCAAACUUAACGGUAUUACAAGUGAGGUUGUAGGCAGAAUCUGCCCGCAUGACGCAACGUGGCACGGCGGGUAGCCCCUAUAGUACAAUUUAAAUUACAACCAAACUACACCAGCUAAAAAUAAAAAAAUAAAAUGUGAUCUAAAAAAUUCAACUCUUUAGCUACAAAAUCCACCACUUUAACUUUUCUGACCAAAUAAUAAAACAAUAGUAGCCGACGAACUUUUUCAUGUCAUAUUUUAAAACUCAUUUAGUAGUACAGACCUUAUUUGAAGAUUUUAAAUACAAAAUAUUAACUCUUAAGCUUUUAAUAAUAAGAACCAAUGGUGUCCUAGACUUAUUGACAUCUCUCAUACAAAGUUUCAAUGAUUUACCUUUAGUCUAAGUAGGCUAAAUGUCGAGUUAUUUUAAAGCAGAACAUUGAGCUUUGGUGCCGUUUUCAUCGGCAUCUAGCGCUUCUAUCCUAAAGUAAGGUGGCGGACCUGGCUUUAGCUUCUUGAAUGUUAGAUAGGCGUGCUCCAUCUAUUGGUCUUGCGAUUGUUGGUUCAGACAAUACAAAAUGACUGGUGACCAAAAAUUGGGUAAUUGAGACUUAAACUGUACUUUAAAAUUGUCAAUACAUCUUAAAUUAUAUUUAUAUAGUGUCCUAACAAACCAAGAUUUACAUUUUUGGCCUUGCACUUAUAUCUUUAUGCUUACUAAUAAAUAGAGUGAAAAAGAUUGACAUGUAAAACAAAUCAAUUUUAAAUUAAGUAGUUUUAAUGUUAAAUUACUCUUUCUUUAAAUUUCAAUUUCAUUUUAGUUUAAAAUGUUUCCAUGAUUUAAUGCUCAGUGUAU